UUUGUUUUUACUCCCGGCAGGCUUUGCGGCAGCAAUGGCGGCCACGGCGGGCCUUUCCAGCCCGGCGGGACCGGCCGCCCGGGACGUCUUCGCCGAGGGGCUGCUGGAGUUCCUGCGGCCGGCCGUGGGGCAGCUGGACACCCACGUCCACGCCGUCCGGGAGAGCCAGGUGGAGCUGCGGGAGCACAUCGACAGCCUGGCUGCAGAGCUCUGCCGGAUCAAUGAGGACCAGAAAGUUGCCCUGGAUUUGGACCCCUAUGUCAAGAAGCUGCUCAACGCCCGGCGUAGGGUCGUCUUGGUCAACAACAUCCUGCAGAACGCCCAGGAACGCCUGAGAAGGCUGAACCACAGCGUGGGUAAAGAGACCGCCCGGAGAAAGGCCUUCCUGGAUGCUAGCAGCAACUACCCCCAUAGCUCUCCCAACAAGUGAGGAGGGGUCCAAAGGCAAAAAAAAAAAAAAGUAAAAAAAAUCCAACCCACAAACUCCUGAACGAAUCUGGAAAGUGACCGAAAUGGGGGCUUUUGGGGUGCAGCCCAGAGAAAGGAAUUCUGCUAGGCUUAAAUUUUGCAACUCGCAACUUGAAGCGGAGAGGAAAAAUGGAAGUAUUUUGAGUCGCAGAAGCGUUUAAAAUUAUACUCCUAGAGCAGAAGGACGACUCCCUUAAAUAGAAGCGGAAUAAUAAUAAAUAAACAAUAACCUAAAAGUUGGGCUGUGAUUUUCUCCCCCCACCCUAACCCCAACUUUCUGGGGGGGGAAAAAUUAAAAAGUUUCAGUGAAAAUGAA
Ahaetulla prasina is the source of this 784-nucleotide messenger RNA. RefSeq names its product SNAP associated protein (gene SNAPIN). Gene Ontology annotation, biological process: synaptic vesicle exocytosis; intracellular protein transport; lysosome localization. NCBI's taxonomy places the organism in Eukaryota, Metazoa, Chordata, Lepidosauria, Squamata, Colubridae. The record is from RefSeq and is a predicted model, not a curated record. The transcript has 4 exons. Gene Ontology annotation, cellular component: synaptic vesicle; BORC complex; BLOC-1 complex. Bases 35 to 430 code for a protein of 131 amino acids. Gene Ontology annotation, molecular function: SNARE binding.